UGUGUAUGUGUGUUUAUGUAUUUGUUAAAUGAUAGUCUGUUAAGUGGUUACUUGCUUAAUUUUAAAUUGUCAAUUUUAUUUACGUUCUGUUUCUUCACAAUUUUCCUAGGAUACCACAGUCGGGUAAUAUUACAAUAGCAACGGUGCACUGCCAGCGGCUAGCAACUUUUAACAAACGUCAAGAUCUUUAAAAUUAUUAUAAACAAAAACAAUACUCUAUUAUUUGUUUGCAGGACACUCAUUUUAUACAUGAAAACGAACCAUUCAUUGAAUCCCAGUGAGGAUACAAAUGUGUUUUUAAUUCAUAUUUGUCAAAUCCAAGAGGUGUCUGCAUACUUUUUAACAACAAUUUUGAAUUCAAAAUUUUAAGAGAAAAAAAGGACACAGAUGGUAAAUUACUUGCAUUGGAUCUAAUCAUUGAAGAAAACAAAGUAACACUUAUUAAUAUAUAUGGGCCUAAUAUUGACACCCAUAGUUUUUAUGAAAAUACAAGAGACAUUUUCUUAGAAUUUGACAAUGAUUAUUUCAUACUGUGUGGUGAUUUUAAUCUAACUCUAAAUCCUUCGCUUGAUACUUGUAAUUACACUGGAAUUAAUAACCAUAGGGCUCGUAGUAAAGUCUUAGAAAUUAUGGAAGAUUUGCAACUUAUCGAUUAUUUUAGAGUUCUAAAUCCAGAUAAAAAACUUUACACAUGGCGCAAGAAAAAUCCUUUGAAACAAAGACGUCUUGAUAUUUUUCUUAUUUCUGAUAAUCUUUCAAAUUUAAUUGAAAACUGUUCUAUUAAGCCGGGUUACAGGUCUGAUCACUCCAUUGUUUUGCUUGAGAUAAAAUUUAAUCCCUUCACCAAAGGGUGUGGGCUUUGGAAGUUUAACAAUUCUCUCCUGUCAGACAAAGAAUAUGUAAUAAAAGUUCAAGAAACUAUUCAGUCAGUUAGUAAACAAUAUCUAGAUAAUAUAGAGAGUUGUGCUUUUCAAUGUAAAAAUGGUAUUGAUGAAAGUCUUUUUUUUUUGAGGUGUUAAUGAUGGAAAUAAGGGGGAUGACUAUUUCUUAUUCAACAUAUAGAAAAAAGAUUUCAAGGCAGAGAGAGAGCAAAAACUGAUUAUUAAGCAAGAGUUCUCAAUUGACAAUAUUAUCGCAUUAAUACAGUAAAAAAGAAGAUAUUUUCAACCAAACCAUCGAGCCAUAAAGCACCGUCCGAAAAAUCAAGCAAAAAGGACAAAAAUGAAGUUACAGGACCGCAUUACGGGAAAGAUCACCGGCUUGUUGUCUGCCGUGCGAGAUGGGCGGUCCAAGGGGAAGUCACUAGACUCACCGGAAGUGUGCGAACCCCUGCAAGAACUGGCAAAUGAAAUUGGACACAUCAUGUUAUCGGAAUUGAAGUUGUCUGAGAAGUUUGAACUCGGUAAUAAACGUUGUGUUGAUGUUUUAAAAGAGGAAACUCUGGUGGACGAUAUGAUUGAUUUCUGUCUGCAGAACAAAAACACACUUUCCCCUAUUUCGGACGAGGAAAAAGUAAUGUGGACUUUCUUCAUGGCUGGAACUAUAUUUAGCUCUGAUUUAUCUCGGAAACUGUCCAAGUCAAAACUGUUAGAAUAUGGUAAAGAUAUUCUUGAAGCUACGCAUGAUUCAUACGAGAGUAAAUGGCCGACGUUGAGUCGAGGAUCAAUACUGGGUUUAAUUUCUCACACCACACACAACAUGUGCACGUUUUGUGACGUCACAAUAACUGACGUCAGGGCGGCGGGAUAUCUUCCCGUUUUCUUGAAAUACCUGGAAAGCGACGUUGUCAAAAAUGACCUUCGGCUAAGGAUCCCGAUAUUGGCUGCUGCAAGUGACGUCAUGAAUGAACAUGACGCAAGCAUGGCGGGAAGCCGUGAUGACGUGGAAUACAUGAUAUGUGGCAUUGAGGAGGCCAUUCGAUGCGUGUCGGGCCAGUUCAAUGGCUGGUUCGCCUUUGAACUAGCAAAGAUUAUUGGUAAUCUCGCAAUAUUUGAUUCAAACAAGAAACUUUUAGUGGAGUAUGGAGUAUUGGAGCCACUUAUUAAACUUGCAAAACAAUCUGAGGAAAUCGAGCAAAUCACUGCCACAAAGACAUUAGCACAUCUGGCUUUCGACGACGAAAACAAGAAGACCUUUGUGUCCGACACACAGACAGACGUGGUGACCACUCUGUUUGACCUGGCUAGGUCGUCCCGUUACCCGGAUGUACGGGGGUCAGCCAAGGGUGUCCUAUGGACGUUGUCUGAACAACUUCAUUCCUCUACCAAAUAUGCAGACCUGGUUCAAGAACUUUUUGGAAAGAAAACAAAAGGUCACGUGAUGAUCAGUUAUUCUCGGGAACAGCGCCCUCUGUUGUUAAGGAUAAAACAAGCCAUUACAGAGGCGGGAUUUAGUGUAUGGAUGGACAUCGAACAAAUGCGAGAGAAUGUGUACGACCGAAUGGCAGAGGCCAUUCAGGACGCCUCGGUCGUUUUGAUUUCCAUGUCUUACAGCUACCAGAGGAGCGAAUACUGCAGAAGAGAGGCUGCGUACGCAUCCUCCUUGAAAAAGGACCGGAUUCCGUUACUGGUAGACCCGGGCUUUACAGCAGACGGAUGGCUAGCUCUGAUGACGGCGGGAGAUUACCACUACGACUUUGUCAGGAAACCUUUCGAGACCAAAAUAGUGGAACUAAUCAAGGAACUUGAGCGAAGAUGUGUGAAGAGUCCUGGAGAUACAACAGACGGGGUCAGUAAGCAGGUUGACUCAACUCAGCAGUCACCGCACGCCGUGUCGUCUCACGGCCUACCCGGUUAUAACGUACCGUCCGCUCACGGACAGAUUUAUAGCUCCUCUCCACUUACUCACGCAAAGGAAUCGGUGCAAUGCAAGAAACACUCAAAGAGGUGGAAGAAAUUUUCAAAACUGAACCAGGAGCAAUUUAUGGUUUGGCUAGAAAAGCAACACUUACCACGAGAUAUAUUCGAAAGUUAUAGAGCCAAGGACAUUGUAUUCUUUGCACAAAUGAAGGAAGAGUCGCCGGAUAAUUACUAUAAACACGUGAUGAAACUCUCCAAGACCAAAAACAAAGUCGAGGCUUUCAAAAUGGCGGCCGAUUUCACCAAGUCAUUAGAACAUCUCAAGAUUACCAAGAAAGAAAGCUGAACAUCUUUGAAUUAAGCAUUACAAACUUACAAUCUGUCUGUGUCAAUGUAAUCAAAAUUCAGUAAUUAUUUCUUUAGUGUGUAAAAUGCGAUAUCAUUGUUUUUUGCUAAAAAUUAAAUGGUUCAAACGAUAAUAAAUGUCUUUUUAGGAGUUGAAAUGUUAUAUCUUCAUUCUGAGUAAUAAACAAAUUAAAAAGGUCAA
Molecule: messenger RNA, 3345 nt
Organism: Magallana angulata
Lineage: Eukaryota; Metazoa; Mollusca; Bivalvia; Ostreida; Ostreidae
Exons: 10
Coding region: 1222-3144 (640 amino acids)
Biological process (GO): signal transduction
Source: RefSeq, a predicted model, not a curated record